Molecule: messenger RNA, 357 nt
Organism: Pipistrellus nathusii (Nathusius's pipistrelle)
Lineage: Eukaryota; Metazoa; Chordata; Mammalia; Chiroptera; Vespertilionidae
Source: the annotation of a GenBank genome assembly
AUGGGGCGAGGAAAAAUAAGUGGUAAAGAGCUCAGAUUUCAGCUAAGGGCUGGCGAGUCCCUUUUAUCUCUUCAAGUAUCACACAAUAUGUACCAAAUACAAUCAGUAAGUAAUGGCCGUUCCUCCCCGAGGCCACAGCCAAGACCAGCAUUUGCUGGAUUAAGAGUCCUGGCCCUUCCUUCCUCAGGUGAGGAGAAAACCUUCACACCUGAGCCGUUAGCUCCCCGUCCCCCAGGGGCCUCCACUCCAGCCAGUCCCUAUUGGGAUCGCCAAGGUGUCCGUGGCCACAGGAAACAUGGACAUGGAUUCAGCAGUCCAAGAAAACCGGGUGUCUGUGCCCAGUCAGAAAUGCUUUGA